Molecule: messenger RNA, 414 nt
Organism: Talaromyces amestolkiae
Lineage: Eukaryota; Fungi; Ascomycota; Eurotiomycetes; Eurotiales; Trichocomaceae
Exons: 1
Coding region: 1-414 (137 amino acids)
Source: RefSeq, a predicted model, not a curated record
AUGAAAACCUCCAUCAUCGCCACCUUCGUCGGCCUUUUAGCCUCCAACGCCCUGGCCGCCAACUGCGAGGGAUCGCACUACGCUGCCUGGGGCGGUACCACCUGGGACGCCAUCAACGCCGCCAUUGCGCAGACUUGCAAUUCCCAACCUUACAAUUCUGGCAUUAAAUACGUCGAAGACAUCCAGGGCUACGACGUUGCAGCCGCCGAAGCCGACGUCGGCACCGGAGGAUCGCCAAAUUGCUGGGCUGCUAUGUACCAGAUCCGAGACCAGUGUUUGGAUACUGGGAAUGGAAAAUAUGCUACGCAGGGCUGGUGGCAGUACGGAGACGAGUACUACUUCUUGUGGGCUUGGAGUGAGGCUGAUUGCCGCGGCCAGGCUUCUCUUUCUGGAUACAGCAACUCUGGCUGCUAG